Bemisia tabaci is the source of this 1056-nucleotide messenger RNA. NCBI's taxonomy places the organism in Eukaryota, Metazoa, Arthropoda, Insecta, Hemiptera, Aleyrodidae. The record is from RefSeq and is a predicted model, not a curated record.
AUGGUGUACAGCAAGAAAGACCUAUUAGCCGCAAUUGAUGCUGUUCAAAACGGAGCUUCUAUAAAAAGAGCCGCUUUAGACCACAAUGUCCCAAGAACAACUCUAUCUGAUAAACUGCAUGGCAUCAGCAGAAUCGAUGCAAGAAAAGGUCCUUGCUCUAUUUUUACCCCUGAAGAAGAGGCUAAGCUAGUAAAUUGGAUCUUCACAUGCAGUAAAACCGGCUUUCCUAUCAACGAUGAGCAACUUCUCAUCAGUGCAGGAAAAUAUAUUGAAGAGUUGAAGAGAGAGAAUCCUUUCACCAACAACACCCCGGGUAAGAAAUGGCUAAAGCUAUUUUUAAAAAGACAUCCUGAAGUGCGACUGCGAACGCCCCAAAAUUUAACCAUUUCCAGAGCAUGCGUGACCAAAGAAACAAUAGUAAAAUGGUUCAUUGAAGUGGAGGCAUAUCUAAAAGAGAAUGGAUACUGGGAAAUUUUGGAAGAUCCUGAACGGGUAUUCAAUGCGGACGAGGCUGCCUUCUUUUUCAACCCCAAAGGCACCAAAGUUCUAUGUGAAAGGGGCAUGAAAGAUGUUUAUAAUUUGAUAAGCACCAACGAAAAGGAGUGCUUGACUGUCCUUAUGACUAUUAAUGCUGCUGGGAAAAUCCUUCCUCCCACCGUCAUUUUCAAAUAUGUCCGGGUCCCUAAAGCCAUCCUUGAAUCAGUUCCCUCAGAUUGGGGUGUUGGUGUUGCUGACAGCGGCUGGAUGACAGCUAAAGGAUUUUAUGAGUUCAUGGCCAAUAUUUUCAAUGACUGGGUGGAGAAACAAGGCAUAAAAAGGCCAGUAUUAUUUUUUGUUGAUGGCCACAAGUCCCACGUGACCUAUCAACUUAGCAAAUUUUGUGAGGAGAAUCAAAUUAUUCUCGUCACCUUGCCACCGAAUACGACCCACAUAAUGCAGCCCUUGGAUGUUGCUGUGUUUCGAAGUUUAAAAAGAAAUUGGGUCCAGACCACAAAUGAUUUCAGAGUUGAAACAACAACCCAUCAUCAGAAAAGCAGACUUCUGUCCAUUGCUUAG